This is a messenger RNA of Trichechus manatus latirostris (Florida manatee), 1545 nucleotides long. RefSeq names its product BAR/IMD domain containing adaptor protein 2 like 2 (gene BAIAP2L2). Gene Ontology annotation, cellular component: nucleoplasm; cytosol. NCBI's taxonomy places the organism in Eukaryota, Metazoa, Chordata, Mammalia, Sirenia, Trichechidae. Gene Ontology annotation, molecular function: protein binding. The record is from RefSeq and is a predicted model, not a curated record. Gene Ontology annotation, biological process: positive regulation of actin filament polymerization; plasma membrane organization; actin crosslink formation. The transcript has 14 exons. The coding region runs from base 1 to 1545 and encodes 514 amino acids.
AUGGCCCCCGAGAUGGACCAGUUCUACAGGUCAACCAUCGCCAUCUACAAGAGCAUCAUGGAGCAGUUUAACCCUGCCCUGGAGAACCUGGUGUACCUGGGGAAUAACUACCUCCGGGCUUUCCAUGCCCUGUGCGAGGCAGCAGAGGUGUACUUCAGUGCCAUCCAGAAAAUUGGGGAGCAGGCCUUGAAGAGCUCCACCUCGCAGAUCCUGGGUGAGAUCCUGGUGCAGAUGUCUGACACCCAGCGGCACCUGAACUCUGACCUGGAAGUAGUGGUGCAGACCUUCCACGGAGACCUGCUGCAGCACAUGGAGAAGAACACCAAGCUGGACAUGCAGUUCAUCAAAGACAGCCGCCAGCACUAUGAGUUCGAAUACCGCCACCGAGCAGCCAAUCUGGAAAAGUCCAUGUCUGAGUUGUGGCACAUGGAGCGCAAGAGGGACAAGAAUGCGAGGGAGAUGAAGGAGAGCGUGAACCGGCUGCACGUGCAAAUGCAGGCCUUCAUGUCAGAGAGUCAGCGAGCAGCUGAGCUGGAAGAGAAGCGGCGCUAUCGCUUUCUGGCUGAGAAGCACCUGCUGCUUUCCAACACCUUCUUGCAGUUCUUUGGCCGGGCCCGGGGGACGCUGCAGAACCGCGUGCUGCUGUGGAAAGAGCAGUCUGAAGCCAGCCGCAGCCCGUCCCGUGCCCACUCCCCAGGCCUGCUGGGCCCCGUGCUGGGCCCACCAUACCCCUCGGGCCGCCUGACGCCCACCCGCCUGGACAUGCCCCAGAGGCCCCUGGGAGAAUUCGGCUCCCCCCGCAGUCGGCACGGCUCGGGCUCCUACGGCCCCGAGCCCGCCGAGGCCAGGUCCGCGUCCCAGCUGGAGCUUGACCGCCGCUCCCUGCCCCGGACGCCGUCCGCCACCUCGCUCUACACCGGCAGCGCCCAGCCCUCGCGUUCCAACUCCUUCGGCGAGCGCCCGGGCAGCAGGGGCGGUGGCAGCGGUGGCCCCAGGAGAGUCCGCGCCCUGGUUUCCCACUCCGAGGGCGCCAACCACACGCUGCUGCGCUUCUCGGCUGGAGACGUCGUGGAGGUGCUAGUGACCGAGGCCAAGAACGGCUGGCUGUACGGCAAGCUGGAGGGCUCUUCCGCGAGUGGCUGGUUCCCUGAGGCCUAUGUGAAGCCUGUGGAGGAGGUGCCCCUGAGCCCCAUGACCUCCAUGAACCUUAAGAAUGAGCAACCUUCCAGGUCCUACCCACUCCGGGGAAGCCACAGCCUUGAUGACCUGCUAGACUGGCCAGGCAACUCCACCACCCCCUCAGAGUACUGGGAUGGCCAGUCCCGCUCCCGCACCCCGAGCCGGGUCCCUAGCCCCGCACCUGCACCCCUGCCUGACAGCCGCCAAAGCAGCAUGGGCAGCAUGGGGGUGGCCAGUGACAUUAAGAAACUGAUGGCGUGGGAGCAGCAGCCCCCGGAGCUCUUCCCGAAGGGCACGAAUCCCUUUGCCACCGUGAAGCUGCGUCCCACCGUCACUAACGACCGCUCAGCGCCUCUCAUCCGCUGA